AUGCCUGGAUACAAUUUAUCUCCAGCGGACCGAUCAUUGAUCGACAAAAAGAAUUUAUGUCCUAAAUGUGAGGGACUUCUUAGAGAAGCUGUGCAAACAAUAGCAUGUGGUCAUAGGUACUGUAAGACAUGCGUGGAGGCGAUUCUAAAGUAAGUAAGGGUUCAGGAAUUGGUAUUGUCUUUUAUUCUACUCACCAGGCUAGAAUUCUGGAUUGCACGAGCUGGAUUCAGGAAACCAGCAAUUGGAUUCCGGAUUCCUUGUCAGCGGAAAUUGGAUUCCGCAUUACAAUCGCCAGCGGGAUUCCAGAUGGCUUGAGUUGAAUCCCGGUUUCCAUAACCCAGGAUUUUGGAUCCCACAAGCAAAAAUUUGCCCGAUUCCCCAGAAUUCGGAUUACCUUGAAUAGGGUAGCCUGCGUAGCUGUCGGUCGUUUUGGUGUGUUUUAUCUUUUGCGGUUCAAAGAAAAAAGAAAAAACACAACAAAAAACUGCCAGCUACAUAGGCUAUACAUGGUGCGAAACGUAAUCGAUUGAUAUACUGUCGGUGACCAAACAUACUGCAGAGUAACUGAUAUACCGCACGCCACAGUUGUUUAAAAGGAGAAUUGCACUAUCCACCAGAUAAAUCUCUAUCCAACGGAUGGCGCGAUUGAUUUCCUUCGUACUGAUAGACACUAGAUAGUGAUUCAUCUGGCGCCCGGAUAGCACUAUCCACCUUUUGAGCAACUUUCGGGGGCCAGAUAAUUAUCAAAAUAUGUGCUACGGACAACUGGUUAAUAUUCUGUAAAUAAUUGACUAGUACUCUAACACCUGGCUAAUAUAACUGCAGUAGUUGCUAAAUACGCUGUAGAUAUCUGAUAUCUCUCUCUGAUUACUGAGCAAUGCUGUGAUGUGAUGUCAUGCAUUAUAGGAGAGACUUUGAGUCCCGUUUACGCUAAGUUGUACCACGUGACCAAGUUUUCUCUUUACUUGGCUUUUACUCUUUAUUACUUCUACAAAAAUAUAGGUAGUUUCACAUUACUUGUGUUCAUAAGAAUCGAAUUGUUUUUAUCUGCUGAUUUUCCAUUUUGAGUAAUUCUCAAGUUGAAUCGGACGCGGUAAUCGUGGCUCUAAAUCUCUCUCUAUUGUGUUAAUAAUUUCAGUUCAAAUGUACUGAUCUCUUUCCCUUCAUUUAAAGGCAGGAUGUUGGAAAAUGCAUCGUCGAUGGAUCAGAUAUCACUAAAGAACAGGUUUGUGAUCGCUUUUUCAGUUUUUGUCAAUGAUUUCUCUGACUUUGAAAGCAGCACACAGUACAAAGAAGUACUCUGCAGUAAUAGCUUGCGUUUAAUUUUUUUUAAGUUCUAAAUGUACAGGUCUAAACUGACAAAGAAGCCAAUCGUUUCAUAUGAGCAAUCUACUCUGUAGCUCAUAUAUAUUUCAUACAGUCACUGUUGCGAGUGUCUCUGUCUGGUUUGUGUUGAUAGUAACAACAACAACAAUAAUAAUACUAAUAAUAAUAAUAAUAAUAAUAAUAAUAAUAAUAAUAAUAAUAAUAAUAAUAAUAAUAACAAUAAUAAUAACGAGCCACGAAAAUGACUAUACCCGUCGUGAUUGGUGCACUUGAAACUAUUUCGAAGAAUGCAAAGGUCUGGUAUGGGAGGUUGAGUCUGCCUGACGUUUUUGGAAGUGCACAGUUGUCGGCUAUCCUUUGUACUGCUCAUAUCUUGUGGAAAAUGUUGUGUCUCUAAGCUGCGGAAAGCUUCUAUAUCAUGGCUACGGACACCCAGAAAAUACCAGAGAACUGAAGAGGAUCACGCAAUAAUAAUAACGGUGACGACGACGAUGACGACAGCAAUAACGAAAACGAUAUACUGUAGUAAUGGUAACAGGAUUGAGUGGAGUCCAAUUCAUGCGGUCUGUAAUCAUAGGUCGGGUCAUUAACAAAAUCGGACGACCGCGUAGCGGGAGUCCGAUUUGUUUAAUCAUGAGUAUGAUUACACACUGAAUUGGACGACACGAAGUUCUGUUACCAAUUAAUCAUAACUUUAACAAAAUUUGUAAUAUAUAAGGCCCUUUUUGGAAAUCAAAACAGAAGAAACUCCAUUUUUUUUUGCUAGUAGUUAAAAAAAGCCAUUUUAGCGCGCGCGUGAUGGCGCGUACUGUCCAAUUACGUAGGCAUGACGCGUACUGUCCUAUUAAAUUGUCCAAUUAAGGCUGAAAUCAGGGCAGUUGAUAGCCAAUCAGAUUUGAGAAUUUUGUUAUAGUUAUGAUUAUUGUAACAAUGAAAAGGAAUGGUCCAAGUUACAAUUGCCAAACUUAAUAUUUUACUAUUGUAAAAGUGAACCGUUUGUUGUUGUUACAGGUAUUUCUUGACCGAUUUGUCGAGCGUGAGAUUCAGUCACUCUUGGUUCACUGCAUUCAUCAAGAAGAAGGUUGUGAUUGGAGAGACGAGCUUAGGAAAAGAGAGGUAACAACUGGGCGUUGUGCUGUUUAAAUGAGUCAUGAUGUUUAUACUUUACUGAUUGCUAUUAACUGUAUCUUAUAUCGGUGUGAUAAAUAAAGAAUUAACAGACUCAGUUUAGGCCCUGCUGCCCAGAGGGUCUCAGUGGGGUUCGAAUCCUUAGACAAGGGUAAUGAGAGGCGUGAACGUUGUUUUUCCAGCCACUUUAUGUUCCAUCAGUGAUAAUACUAAGAGAGAUUGUAUAAAAGCCAAAUUUACAAAUAGAAGUCACCAUCUCAUUCAGGUAGACCCUCUGACCAGUGAGGCCCGAGCUCUGCAGAAUUCGCUAGAGAUGUCCUCCACAUAACAGACGAAAUAUAGCGAUUUUCAAGUGAGCCUAAAUAGGCACAUGAUUUACGCCGUGUUUCGGCGCAGGAAUCUUAUUAGGUUGUGUAACAACACUAGCCGAAUAUGGCGAUUUCAAUCAGGCUGAAGUAGUAUAGGGCGCAUGAUUAACUACUUGUUUUGACACACUUGUUUUAUUCUUUAGUCUUGAUUUUACGAUACCCCUAGUUUAAAAUAUGUCGAUUCCACAAUAAUGCUGCUGUGCGAGUAUCUUUUAGACUGUCUUUAUUGCCACUCUUUUCAUAAAGUCAUGAAAAUUGACAAUUACAUGUUCUCGUGUGUUAGGAUCACGAAGCUGUGUGUGAGUACGUUCAAGUUCCAUGCGUGCAUAAAGGAUGCGGUGAACUGGUGACUAGAGCAAAUCUGGCAGAGCAUCUUGAGAAGUGGUGUCAAUUCAGAAUGGAAAAAUGUGAUCACUGCCAAACUCUUGUAGAGUUUGCAUUUUUGAAGGUAACAAUAAGCCUCAUGAAAUUGUUUUUUACCCCUAAGUUGUCCUCAUUUAGGAUACGAUCCUUUUACUUUUAAGUCUUCCUUUGCAGCAAUAAAUUUCCUUGUUGUGAAGUUAUUCAUCGGUCUUCAUAAGAUUACUCAUUUUUAAUUUCUCUUUCUUCUGGCGCUCAUUGAUUCUUUGAACAUUUCUUCUAGUCAUGCCUAUAACCCGCUAGCAUCUGAAAUCGGCAGAAGUAGUUGCUAGUGUUAAGUCUCAUAAAAAAGAGAUCUUUUCUUUUUCAUUCAAAACCCAGUCAGCUUGGAUACUUUGUUCACAGUGAUCUCUAAACUGAUGACUAACAUAAUUAAUUAUACACAGGAACACCAGGACUCUCAGUGUCCCUCAGUCCCUGAGACUUGCACAGAAUGCGGGAGAAAGGGUAUCCCUCGUUCUCAGGUGAGUAAGCCUUACAAGCAUUUUUGAUUUGAAAAUUUUUAUUUGCGAAGUUGAUGCUCACUGGCAUCACUGGAUACUUUGCAAAAGCACUUUCUGCAAUCGAAAAAAAGGCAACGCAUCUAAUUUUGUUGUCUUCCAUGCUCCGAGAUGUUUUCUUCUUCCUGUUUUUAUGUUUUUGCGUACUCUCCGAAACUAUGAUUCCAGAGUCCCACUUCUCGGUAUGAAAAAAUAUGGCGCCACCAGCGGAACUCUGGGUAAAUCCAUCAAUCCAUCUUUCUCCGUACCGCGGAUUUGAUCGUUUAAUCUGCAACGCGCGCACUUUUGUAAAAGAGUUCUUAACAGGUUGCUGCUAGGUGUUGCGUGGGUAACAAAUUUAAUUCAAGAACAUUUUAUAUCAUACUACAUAUAGUUACCGUAACUCUGGAAUAAAAAGUUUGGGACUUAAUUUUGGUUUUUAUCUUUCUCACUCGAUCAGAUGCCUGCCCAUAUUGAUCCGGUAAAUGGAGACUGUGAGGAAUUACAAACAAGUUGUCCCUGGGCACAAAUUGGAUGCCCUGAGACAAAGGUAUGCAAAUACUUAAGAUUACGUUUGUUAUAGGAGGGGGUCGUGCUUUAGACGGGAAGUUUAAUGUUCAAACAUGAAUGGCAUCGAUCGUUUUUUGUGUAAAGUGCCGCUACACGUAAGAUGACUUUCCCUUGCCAGAGAAAGGCUAAAACAAAUGUCAAGGAUUUGUCUUACAUAAAUUUAAAGACUGCUGUAGAGGAGGGCGGGAGAUCUUUUAUAUGUGAUUUUGUCGAGGGAAAACUUUUACUGAGUGGUACUUAGCUUGUGCAGGUUUGCGAAGACGUCUCCGGAAAGCUCAUACUGAGCCUUGAUCAAAGCUAGCUACGGGCCACUUUUGAAUCCGGCACUUGAAGUUUGACUGUAUGCUCCAAGUCAGCAAUCGUUCGGAAAUUUGUGGAUGGGCUGCGUGUUUAUUAACGUUUCUGAGCUUUAAUACACCAUGUCGUUUUCGUUUUCUGUAGACUAUGAAGCUGCAGGAACGAAGAAUGCAUGAAGAGGAAAAUGCUUCCGGUCACUUGAUGCUCCUAUUUCAGACCGUAAUGCAGCUCUUCUCGAUGGUUGGGAAGACCAUGCGGGAAUCUGGUCUCGUGUCAAUGAACGGCGUAAAUCUACCAAAACAGAAAGAUUUGGAACGCUAUGCUAAACAAGUUGAGAAUAUACUGAAAGAAAAUGAAGAACUCAAAUCAAAAUUGGCUCAACAAGAAGAAAGAGUAAGGCAACUGGAAAGUUCGAGACACAACAGGUCAAACUCAGCAUCAGCAUUUGAUUCAACGCUCGCCAAAGAGCUUUUACAGAGGAUGACUACAGAAGAAGGAAAGACAGCCAAUCUCGAACUUUUACUCGUUGAAGCAAGUAGAUUAAGUGAAGAACUACAAAGAAAGGUGUCUAACGUAGCCAGGCAACAGGAAUCUUCGAAUGGAACAACUGAUCGCCUACAAAGACAGUUCGAGUCCAUGAGUCACUCACUAGCUCUUCGUAAUGUUAUGCUGACAGAUUUGGACGAAUAUGUGAGGCAGCAGGAAAUCUCCAGUCACGAUGGAAUCUUGCUUUGGAAAAUCACCGAGUUCGCUAAAAAACGGCAAGACGCCGUCUCCGGGCAACAGACGUCAUUUUAUAGCCCGUGCUUCUUUACCAGUCGCUAUGGAUACAAGAUGUGCGCGCGCAUCUACUUGAAUGGUGAUGGUAUUGGAAGAGGGACACACAUCUCGGUAUUCUUUGUUGUCAUGCGUGGUGAGUACGAUGCGUUACUCCGCUGGCCAUUCAGACAGAAGGUAACGUUCAUGCUGCUGGAUCAGAAUAACGUAGAGCACGUGAUCGACUCCUUCAGACCUGAUCCAAACAGCUCAUCCUUCCAGAGACCAAGAAGAGAAACAAACAUCGCUAGUGGGUGCCCUACAUUCUGUCCUUUGUCGGAAUUAAACGAUCAUGCUUACGUCCGAGACGAUACUAUGUUUCUGAAGGUCAUAGUCGAUACGACAGAUUUAUAA
Molecule: messenger RNA, 5758 nt
Organism: Porites lobata
Lineage: Eukaryota; Metazoa; Cnidaria; Anthozoa; Scleractinia; Poritidae
Source: the annotation of a GenBank genome assembly